Molecule: messenger RNA, 1289 nt
Organism: Leguminivora glycinivorella
Lineage: Eukaryota; Metazoa; Arthropoda; Insecta; Lepidoptera; Tortricidae
Exons: 2
Coding region: 16-1275 (419 amino acids)
Source: RefSeq, a predicted model, not a curated record
UGUCCAUUUUCUGUUAUGUUUUUUGUAUUCUAUUUUUUAGUGUUUGCAUAUUUUACGCAUUCGGAGAUAAACUGUUUUACCCACAGAUCCAUAAAGAGUACGAAUUAUGUAGAAGAACACGAAGAAAUUUCCAACUCAAAAGUUGCUGCUCAACUUGAAGGAACGAUCCAUAAAACAAGCAAUCUUCAUAAUGAUUUAAAGUCCAAUUUUUUUGAUAAAUUACUUAGCGACGAAAUGCUACUUUUAGCGGAGCACAGGCAUGACCAAAGAGACAGUUCUAAAACGCCUUUAACCCAUUCAAGUAAAAGUCAUUUGAUUACUCCUGCUCCCGAAAUAAAACAAAAAUGGCCUAUCUUGAAACACAUAAAUAACGUAAGGAAUGUUGACAUAAUAGAUCAAAAUAAGCUCAUUAGUAUCGAAACAAAAAACAACGAUGAAUCGGAUGAAUACUUAGAUCCAUCAGCGAUAUCGGACAAAGCACUGCUUAAAUUGAACGCAAAUCAACUGGCUGAAUAUAACAGACCAAAUCGAAAUAAAGCGGGGUUAAAAAAAGAAAUUAAUAAAUCUUCAAAAAGUAUACCAAUUAACAGCAAAGUCAACGGGAUGAGAAGUUUAUCUGACCCUGGAGUGAAAGAAAAGCGUAAGUGUAAAACUAAUCCAUCAAGUCCAUGCAAAUGCGCGGGCGCCAGCAAUAAUAAAAAGAGAUGUACCCACGCGACUCCGAACGCCAAAGCGCACGAGUGUUCUCGCUAUGGCACUGCACCUGUAACGAACCACUCUUGCAGUCAGAGUCAGCCAUUGCCAGACUUUAUAACGUCUAAUCCAUACAGCUUCUACCCAUUUUAUUUACCCUAUACAUAUUUUGCUAGUGAAGCUCCGUUGGUUCCAUAUACAAUUAGCUAUCCGCAACCGAUAUUCAGCGAUUUGAAAAUUCCCCGCAAAUACAAACACAAAUGCCGUAAACUCACGACGCGUACAGACGACGAUUUAUAUUAUGAAGAUAACAGCCGUGAAAGAAGACCUUACGAUGAUAACGAGUAUUAUCACGACAGUAAGAAAGAUCCUACAAAAGGGAUCGUUUAUGAUGUUAAUCAAGAUGCACUUAUUAAAGAAAUUGUAAAGGAUUUGAAAAUUCAUAAUGAUAAGGAUUUCAUCAAGGAGUGCUACUGUGAUUCUUCUGUAAGCUCGUGUAGAUAUAAUAUUUUUAUACUCACACUCAUUAUAUCACUUUUAAAAUUGUUAUCGACAAUGUCGUUAUGUUUUGGCUUGGAAUAAACUUUCUCUACAAA